This is a messenger RNA of Culex pipiens pallens (northern house mosquito), 1937 nucleotides long. Its product is annotated as ensconsin-like. The transcript has a single exon. The coding region runs from base 118 to 1770 and encodes 550 amino acids. NCBI's taxonomy places the organism in Eukaryota, Metazoa, Arthropoda, Insecta, Diptera, Culicidae. The record is from RefSeq and is a predicted model, not a curated record.
AAGCAACGAAACGUAAACACGACAUUUGGGCUAGCGUCUGACGUACGAAGACGUCAUUGAUGGCCGUAUUUUCCAAGUUGUUUUGUGUAAGCCUUGAAAAGUUUUGUUCCGCCCGCGAUGAAUCCAGUUUUUCCGACGAUGCAUCAGGCAAAUCUGUAUAACCUGGUUCCACCACCACCGGGACCGCAUCAACAUGCCCAGCAGAUGCCACCGGCGAACCACCACGGUUCCGUCGUCGGUUCCAGCCCUGGCCAGUUGACCAAGUCCCAGCAGCGAAUGCUGGGCGAAAGUGACGCGGACAGGGCCAAGCGACUGGCCAAAAAUGCCGAGCGGAUGCGCCAGAAGCGAGCGGCCGCGGCCGCAGCAGCAGCAACUGCAGGACAGAACUACGCUGCAGGACCACAUCCACCGCCACCCCCACUCCAGCAACAGCCACAGCAGCAACUACAACAACAACCUGUUUUAUACAACCUGGUGGGCCCUGGCCAGAUGCCACAGCUGCAGCAGGUUCAGGCGCCUCCAGCAGCACAACAAACAACGCAGCAGGUUCCGGCAGGUCCAACGGGUACUCCGAAAGGCUACCUUCGUGGUGAGACGGAAGAAGCGCGACAGAAGCGGCUGGCAAAGAACGCAGAGCGUAUGCGCCAGAAACGAUCGCUUGAGAAGCAGGCUGCCGUGGCUCAACCCGUUACGACGGCGGCACCGAUAGCGCUUCUGCCGGCCAAUCCGACUUACGUCACCCUUCAGCCCAACGUAUAUCUCACCCUUACGCAGACACCUGCCCCGGCACCGGUCGCGCCUCCUGCUCCGGUCGAUCCGAGCUUGCUGACCAAAGCCCAGCGCCGAAUGUUGGGCGAAAGUUCCGAGGCCCGGAUCAAACGGCUGACCAAAAAUGCCGAACGGAUGCGCCAGAAACGCGCCAACCAGACGUACGAAGAGUACAGAGCCAUGUUGGCCCGGAACGCCGAGCGAAUGCGCCAAAAGCGUAACACGCGCACAUUUGAAGAGUACAAGAUCGCACUAGCAAAAAACGCCGAAAGUAAUCGCCGGCGCCGAGCAAACGAGACGCCGGAAGAGCGUGCCUUGCGCCACAUGCGGAACGCCAUGCGUCAACGACUCCGUCGGGCCAUGGAAACCCCCGAGCAGAAGGCCAUCCGGAAGGCACGCCUCGCCCAGCGAAUGCGCGAAAUCCGUUCCAACGAAUCGUACGAACAGCGUCAAGUACGACUCGCCAAGGGAGCGGCCCGCGCCCGUCAACGGUUCCUCAACGAGACGCCCGAGGAACGCGCGGAACGCAACCGUCGGAAAGCCGAAUACGCACGACUCUGCCGUAGUCCGGAUCCGCGCAAGAAGCAACAAAUACAAAACCAACCCCCGAGCCAACUCAUGGCGGACAUCAAAGCCGAACACCACCAACAGGCCAGCUCGUCCUCGACGACCGUACAACCCUCGCUGGAAACGCCAAUCCCGGGCUAUCCGAUCAACUAUUCCGAGUUCGGGGCCGCCUUCCCGUCGUUUCUCAACUACCCCAUGAAGAACGGCCAGCAAACUUCGGCGGGGCCAGCUUUCAAUCCGACGAGCUACCAGACGACGACGACGACGAUGGCCGCCGGACAACCGCCGUACUAUCCCGAGCUGACCGUGCCGACCCCGGUGAUGGCCGCCGGAGCCAUCAAGAGUGAAAAGCCCAAGAGUGGUGGCGGUAAGCGGGCACCGAAGAGUUCCGGAGCGCCGCCGACGAGCACAACCACGACGACGACGACGAACUGAGCCGGCGGAGUGGGAAGGGAGGUGGAGGAAGGUGAAUAUGAUGAUUAUAUAAAUGUACUCAACACGAGUUACGCAAUGAUUUAACCGUACGCCGAUAAAGUUUAAACGUAUAUUGUAAAAGUAGCCGUAAGUGAUAAUCUUAAUAAAAUACAGCAUUAGUACCGCGA